Vombatus ursinus (common wombat) is the source of this 2715-nucleotide messenger RNA. It is a transcript of the gene CTNNA3, whose product is annotated as catenin alpha 3. NCBI's taxonomy places the organism in Eukaryota, Metazoa, Chordata, Mammalia, Diprotodontia, Vombatidae. The coding region runs from base 1 to 2688 and encodes 895 amino acids. The transcript is spliced from 17 exons. Gene Ontology annotation, cellular component: adherens junction; fascia adherens. Gene Ontology annotation, molecular function: cadherin binding; actin filament binding; beta-catenin binding. The record is from RefSeq and is a predicted model, not a curated record. Gene Ontology annotation, biological process: cell-cell adhesion; cell migration.
AUGUCAGCCGAGACACCGAUCCAACUGAAAAUGAAACCCCAGGACCUCCAGAUCCAGACACAUACAGUGGAGAAGCUAUUAGAACCUCUCAUAAUCCAGGUUACCACACUGGUGAAUUGUCCCCAGAAUCUUUCUAAUAGGAAAAAGGGACGUUCGAAAAGAGCCCGGGUUCUUCUUGCUUCUGUUGAAGAAGCCACGUGGAAUUUACUGGACAAGGGGGAGAAGAUUGCCAGUGAGGCCACUGUCCUAAAGGAAGAGCUCCUGGCAGCCCUGCAGGAAGUGCGCCAAGAAAGUGAAGCUCUGAAGAUAUCAGCUGAAACAUUUACAGAUGAUCCCUGUUUUUUGCCAAAGAGGGAGGCCGUGGUUCAGGCUGCCCGUGCCUUGUUGGCUGCUGUCACCAGGCUGCUCAUCUUAGCUGACAUGGUUGACGUCAUGUGCCUCCUGCAACACGUGUCUGCUUUUCAGAAGACAUUUGAGUCCCUCAAAAAUGCAUCCAACAAAUCUGAUCUGCAGAAGACCUACCAGAAACUUGGCACGGAGCUAGAAAAUCUGGAUUAUUUGGCCCACAAACGCCAGCAGGACUUAAAAUCUCCCGCCCAGCGAGAUGAGAUUGCGGGGGCCCGGGCUUCACUGAAGGAAAACUCUCCUCUUUUGCAUUCGAUUUGUUCUGCGUGCCUAGAGCAUAAUGAUGUGGCCUCUCUCCGAGCCAGCAAGGACACAGUCUGUGAUGAGAUCCAGAAUGCCCUCGAGGUGAUUUCAAAUGCAUCGCAAGGGAUCCAGAGCCCAAAGGCUGAGCCAGAGCCUCAGUCAGCUACACUGGGAAAUGCAUUGGAUGAACUUGAGAAUUUAGUAAUCUUGGAUCCACUUACGGUGAGUGAUGAGAAAAUCCGUCCCUCUCUCGAGAAGCGCUUGGAGGCCAUCAUCAGUGGGGCAGCCUUGUUGGCUGAUUCUUCCUGCACACGGGACUGCCACCGGGAGCGCAUUAUCACUGAGUGUAACUCCAUCCGACAAGCUCUCCAGGACUUGCUUUCAGAAUAUAUGGACAAUGCUGGGAAAAAGGAAAGGAGCAAUGCCCUGAAUAUCGCAAUAGAUAACAUGUGCAAAAAGACCAGAGACCUGCGUAGACAGCUUCGCAAGGCCAUUAUUGACCAUGUGUCAGACUCUUUCUUGGACACAACAGUCCCGCUUCUGGUUCUCAUUGAAGCAGCCAAGAAUGGGAGGGAAAAGGAAAUGAAAGAGUAUGCUGCUAUAUUUCGUGAGCACACCAACCGUCUUGUGGAGGUGGCUAAUCUUGCUUGUUCUCUGUCUGCAAAUGAAGAUGGGAUUAAAAUAGUCAAGACAGCAGCCAGUCACAUGGAGACAUUGUGCCCCCAGGUCAUCAACGCAGCCCUGGCUCUCACUGCCCGACCCAAAAGCCAGGCGGUAAAAUCCAAUAUGGACAUGUAUAAACGCCUGUGGGAGAACCACAUCCAUGUCUUCACUGAAGCAGUGGAUGACAUCACAAGCAUCGAUGACUUCCUUGCUGUAUCUGAGAGUCACAUCCUGGAGGAUGUCAACAAGUGUAUCAUUGCUCUAAGAGACCAGGAUCUUGACAAUUUAGACCGUGCGGCUGGUGCGAUCAAAGGACGAGCUUCAAGAGUCGCUCACAUCGUUAUGGGAGAAAUGGACAGUUAUGAGCCUGGGGCUUACACUGAAGGAGUUUUGAGGAACGUUGGCAACCUUACCAAUACCGCAAUCCCAGAGUUUGUCACCCAGGUCAACGUCGCCUUGGAGGCCCUCAGCAAGAACGCCAUGCACCAGUUUGAUGACAGCCAGUUUGUGGAUGCCUCCAAAAAGGUCUAUGACUCGAUCCAUGACAUCCGCUGUGCUGUCAUGAUGAUCAGGACCCCUGAGGAGCUGGAAGAUAUUUCAGAUCUGGAAGAAGAUCACGAUGUCCGCAGUCACACCAGCGUUCAGACAGAAGGGAAGACAGACCGGGCUAAAAUGACUCAACUGCCUGAGGCAGAAAAAGAAAAGAUAGCAGAGCAAGUAGCUGAUUUCAAGAAAGUCAAGAGCAAACUGGAUGCUGAGAUUGAGAUAUGGGAUGAUACCAGCAAUGACAUCAUUGUCCUGGCCAAGAAGAUGUGCAUGAUUAUGAUGGAGAUGACAGACUUCACCAGGGGCAGAGGCCCACUGAAGCACACAACUGAUGUGAUUUAUGCAGCUAAAAUGAUAUCUGAAUCAGGCUCAAGGAUGGACGUCCUUGCUCGGCAGAUUGCCAAACAAUGCCCUGACCCAUCCUGCAAGCAAGAUUUAUUGGCUUAUCUGGAACAAAUCAAAUUCUAUUCUCACCAGCUCAAAAUAUGCAGUCAAGUGAAAGCUGAAAUCCAGAAUUUGGGAGGAGAACUCAUCAUGUCUGCUUUGGACAGUGUCACCUCGCUGAUCCAAGCUGCCAAGAACUUGAUGAAUGCUGUGGUCCACACUGUGAAAAUGUCCUAUAUUGCCUCCACCAAGAUCAUCAGGAUCCAGAGCUCUACAGGCCCCCGACAUCCUGUUGUCAUGUGGAGAAUGAAGGCUCCUGCAAAAAAGCCCCUGAUUAAGCGAGAGAAGCCAGAGGAGGUCUUUGCAGCAGUGAGAAGAGGGUCUGCUAAGAAGCAAAUCCACCCUGUCCAAGUAAUGAGUGAAUUCAAAGGGCGCCAAGUCUGCUAGACUCGCUACUCAACUCCAGCUAAUCCA